Acanthamoeba castellanii str. Neff is the source of this 1146-nucleotide messenger RNA. Its product is annotated as WD domain, G-beta repeat-containing protein. Lineage: Eukaryota; Discosea; Longamoebia; Acanthamoebidae. Gene Ontology annotation, molecular function: protein binding. The transcript has 9 exons. The coding region runs from base 1 to 1146 and encodes 381 amino acids. The record is from RefSeq and is a predicted model, not a curated record.
AUGUUCGAAGUGCCCAAGCCCUUCGAGUGCUUGGCUGUCGACGAGGAAUCCUUCGCGCACGCACCAGAUCUCGUGGCUCUCGGCAGAUUCGGCUGCGGUCGUUCGCUGGAUUGCGUUCAGCUGUGGCACAAAGAUGCGGAGACCAACAACUGGACCCUCGGCCGCGGUAUCAAGGGCCACACGAGCACGGUGAGCUGUAUGAAGUUUAUGGAUGGCAACAACCGGCUCAUCACUGGCUCGUGGGACCGAACGAUCAAGAUCUGGGACGACGUGAAUCACGAAACCAAGCAAGCAACGUGCGUGGCCACCCUCUCCGGCCAUGAGUUCGAGGUGAAAUGCAUUGCGCGUCACGGAUCUAAACUGGCCAGCGGCGCCGAGGACAAGACGUUGGCUUUGUGGGACAUGGCGACCGGCAAGCGUGUACUUCUGAGCGCUUCGCCGGACAAGACGAUCCGCGUCUGGGACCCACGAGCAGGCUCCGACUCAGUCGGUGUCCACAUCACCGGCGCCCCUAUGCGCGCCAUCGCCCUUAGUCCGGACGGCAACCGUAUCUUCUACGCUCCCUUCGAUCUGCUACAAAGAAAGAGCUGCUGGAUCGAUGCCAGAGCAGCCGCAGGACCAUCAUUGGACCGUUACCAUUCGCGUUUGUUUGCUCGCCAACACCAAAACGUGGCAACAGCAGAGCACCUGGCGAUACUGCCUUACCGUUUGAGCGACGGACAAGACCACCUUCUCGCCAAUGGGCAGCUCAUGAGCAUACCGCUGGAGGCGACCGGGAUCAGCCAGGCCAGCAUCCAGGAGCUCGGCUACUACUCAGGCGAGCUGCCGUUGCGCUGUACGGGGAGUAAAGGAGUGUGUUGGACCAACUCGCAGGUCAUCGUCACAGGUGGGGACAAGAAGGUCUACAUGGCCGACCCGACCACAAAGCGAGUGGUGUCGGACCCGCUCGCCGACGAGCUGUGCAAGCAGCAAGCUCGCUCCAAGCUGCGAGCGCUUGCAGAGGCCCAACGGGAGAGGGAGAAGCAAGCCAGCAAUCACCUCACACGCACCCCGCCAUCCGCCAGGGAAGUGAACCAGGACGUGGCCCGCAUCCAACGCCAGAUUGAGCAGAUCCGACGCAGCAGACGCCCUGGCGCCCGUGGCUGA